Molecule: messenger RNA, 1182 nt
Organism: Arabidopsis thaliana (thale cress)
Lineage: Eukaryota; Viridiplantae; Streptophyta; Magnoliopsida; Brassicales; Brassicaceae
Product: ATP-dependent helicase family protein
Exons: 7
Coding region: 1-1182 (393 amino acids)
Biological process (GO): gene silencing by siRNA-directed DNA methylation
Cellular component (GO): nucleus
Source: RefSeq, marked reviewed
AUGGAUGCAAAGAGGAAAUUCUCACAAGAGAAAGACCUGUAUCAAAACGACGAUAAAAGGAAAAAGGUCGUGGCACUAGAAAAUCAAGAAACUGGUGGAAGUUGUGUCGAUGGAAAUGUGGCUCAUUGGUUUUCGAAAACUAAGUUCAAUGGGUUAGUGGACGUACCAAUUGUGUAUUUGGCCUUGGAAGAAAAUGUAGUUAAGAAUGAUCUUACAUUGAGAAGCUCACUUAAACAUGUCAUCAUUGGCAGUAUCAGCGGAGGCAGUAACAGUGGUAAAGGGCUAGCCAAGGAUUUGUACUUAGAUGUAAAUGAAUUGGUCGAAGUUCAAGUGAGAAGUGAUAAAGAAAUCAAUAUGAUGAAAGACAAAGGAAAAGCAAUAUUCGACCUUAACGAAGCUAUUUGGCCAAAAGAUGAACCAAUAUCAAACACAUUUGAGAAAAGUAGAGCAACACUGACAAAUUGUGAGCAUUCUUGGAUAUGGAAGCAAGGUUUUGGUGAUAUGUGCUAUCAUUUACAAGGAUCAUCCGUUGCCACCGGAUUCAGAUCGAAUAUCUGCAAAGAUAUCAAGAUGAGAGUUCCUAAAGAUAGCUUUUCAGGAACUGGCAUUUUCCCACAUCCUUUGCAUAAAAUGAUUAUGAAACCACAUCACUUCGAGAUACUCAAUUUUCUCUGCAAGAACUUGGUUGUGGAAAACUCAAAUGGAUGCAUCAUAGAUCAAACUCCUUUAUCUGAAAAGACCUUCUUGAUGAUCAGUUUCAUCUAUGUGGGUGUUGAACGUUUGGAAAAAAAGUUUGGUGAAUUGAAGGUCAAUGACCUUGUGUUGCUAGACUUCUACUCGACAAAGGCGAGUGCCAAACAAUUCUCCAACAUAGUAUCUGAUAACAGUGGUGCAGAAGCUUCAGACUCUUGUAGGGAUAUUCUUUUAAACAUUCUUUCGGUUGUUGUUUUCGGCAGAGGAACUGAUCCGAGGAACGAGAUGAUGAGCUUUCUUAAGGUUGUUUCUCGUAUCAAGACGCCACAUAAGGUUCUACUCACUGGCUCACUAUACCAAAACAACAUUAAGGAGGUUUUCAACAUUCUUGAUGUUGCUUUCCCUGAGUUUCUGAAGCAUAACCAAAUUGGUAAAAAUUUCAGAAAAUUCCUUAAUGUUGAAGCUGAUGGGCCUUCAACGAAUUUGUAG